This is a messenger RNA of Colletotrichum orchidophilum, 1152 nucleotides long. RefSeq names its product transmembrane protein UsgS. The transcript is spliced from 4 exons. The record is from RefSeq and is a predicted model, not a curated record. NCBI's taxonomy places the organism in Eukaryota, Fungi, Ascomycota, Sordariomycetes, Glomerellales, Glomerellaceae. Bases 1 to 1152 code for a protein of 383 amino acids.
AUGGCGACCUCCGACAAGCUCGAAAGGCGAGACAAGCUCGAAAGUCAGAUCGACAAGCAGCUUGACAAGCUUCCCAUUGACAAGGAGAGACUGAAGCGGGAGUUCGACUUGUCCCAUUUCGACCUGAACCAAAUCCUGCGGGGCAUCCAGUUAACGCUGGUCGGAGCUCAACGAGCUCUUCAGAAUCCCGCCUUGUUUACUUCGGACCACUACCGACAAGCCGGCAUUGCCGUCUUGAGUGGCCUCGCCAUCCGUCUCGUCAUCUCCAUUCCCGUCGUUGGCGUCCGAGUCCUACUUUGGAUUCUCUCGCUGUUCCUCAGCCUAGAUCAUGUCACUUGGGACGACAAGAUUGUUGGGGGCCUCAACUUCAUCGAGGAAUACGUCUUGCAGGUCCCCUUUUUCCUGAUGGCGUUUAUGGACUCGCUGAACUGGGUUGACAAGACGUACGUCCAGAAACACAAGCACGAAGACCCAAAUAAGCUUCGAGACAUGUACUAUCCCAACUUGAAGAUGUACAAGGUCAAGGACGGCAGCACCCACACCACUAGCACGGCGGAAGCCAUCAGCAUGUUCCUGUACCGCUUCGCCCGAAAGGGUGGCAUCUCCCUUGCGGUCUUCGCCCUUUCGUACCUCCCCGUCGUCGGUCGAUUCGUGCUGCCUGCAGCCAGUUUCUAUACAUUUAAUAAGGCGGUUGGGUUGGGCCCGGCUUCUGUGAUUUUCGGUACUGGCAUCUUCCUGCCCAAGCGGUACAUCAUCAUCUUCCUGCAGAGUUACUUUGCCUCGAGAAGUUUGAUGAGAGAACUUCUAGAGCCAUACUUCUCCCGCGUACACUUUACCAAGGAGCAGAAGAAGAACUGGUUCCGGAACCGCGAGGGUCUGCUGUUUGGCUUCGCUAUCGGGUUCUAUACUUUGAUUAAGAUCCCGCUCGUUGGCGUCUUGAUCUAUGGCAUCGCAGAGGCCUCAACAGCGUAUCUGAUUACCAAGAUUACAGACCCUCCCCCGCCUCCCGCCGACAAGGUCGCUUUUGCGGAGAGUCAGCAGGAGUGGACGAACAAGCACGAGUUCCUCAACCUCUCCCUCGGCGAUCUCGAUGCCAUUCACCUCAAGUCGCGCCCGGCAAACCCGACAGGCGAUGCGCAAAAGCACGAGUAA